UUAAGUUUUUUAUGAAUAAAAAUAUUUACAGUGAAAAGAUGAUAAGCCCUGUUCAAGAACAGUUAUGGUUUGGCUCUCUAGUUUGAUCUAUUUUUAUUAAAGCUCGGCAGUCUCUGUCAUUGUUACUACUAAAUCCAAGAAGAAGAAACUAGAGAUAAUACACAGGUCAGCAGCCAACUUAAAGUGAUGGGUUUCAACAUUCUGAGAGAUUUGGCACUAUUUGCUCUCUGUUCCUUCUUGCUCUUCUCAGGUUCAAGUUUAGCAGAGAAAUCACCUAUACAAGAAGAAAAUCAAGAAAACAUACCUCUACAGAAUGAAGAAGAUAGAACAAUCGUCUCACCUUCUUUACAUUUCACUCAGUUGGAUGACACUACCAUUGUUAACCCAACAACUUCUGGAGGAACUCCAGUUGCACCACCACAGUCUGUACCAAACAUAGUAGACCCCAAUGUGAAUCCCACUGCAGUGUCGGGGAAUCCAGGUGGAGGUUCGUGGUGUAUUGCAAACUCUGCAGCUUCUCCAACUGCUCUGCAGGUGGCUCUUGACUAUGCUUGUGGCUAUGGCGGUGCAGACUGUUCUGCGAUUCAGCCAGGUGGGAGCUGCUAUGACCCAAACACAGUGAAAGAUCAUGCCUCUUAUGCCUUCAAUGACUAUUACCAGAAGAAUCCAGCGGCUACUAGCUGUGUUUUUGGAGGAACAGCACAACUCGUCAGUACAGACCCAAGUAAUGGUAACUGUCACUACGCCAAACCCGGAGCUGUGCUGAGCCCUCCACCAGCAACCCCACCACCCCCGGCACCUGUCAUCCCAACACCAACUCCGCCAGCCCCCACAGUUGAAACACCGCCACCGCCAGCCACCACGAACCCUACAUAUACACCUACAAACCCAACAUAUACGCCCACAGAUCCAUCAAUUUAUGGUGCAGAACCAUCAGGCAUGCCCAGCUCAGCCACUUCGAUAUCAAAACGAUUGGUGCUGCUUUGGAUCAUAACUUACCUUAUGGGUUUGCUCGUGGCAAAUCAUCUGUAAGCCGAAGAAAUUGUUUCUUUUCUCCACAGAGAGAUGGCAAUCGCUUAUUUGCUGCACAUUUUUGCAUUGUUAGACAUCAAUAUGGUAAAAGAAAGAUUAUAUAGUAAGUUAUUGCUGUUAUACAUCAGGUUAUGCAUUAGAUAACUAAGAAGUCCACAGGAACAUACAUCAGUAGAUUAAAGAAAUAAAUAGGUCAUAUGCUAUUCAUAAGAUAUUUCACAUUGUUACCCAAUAAAAAGAUAUAGACAGGUCAACUCCAAUUUGGAUGAAUGUUAGCAAAUAAUAUAGAUAAGUCAAUUCCAUUU
Molecule: messenger RNA, 1337 nt
Organism: Cucumis sativus (cucumber)
Lineage: Eukaryota; Viridiplantae; Streptophyta; Magnoliopsida; Cucurbitales; Cucurbitaceae
Product: PLASMODESMATA CALLOSE-BINDING PROTEIN 2
Exons: 4
Coding region: 187-1032 (281 amino acids)
Source: RefSeq, a predicted model, not a curated record